AUGGGCGCCGGCACCAAGUGUCAACUGGACGACUCCUGGGUUGUCCAAGACGAAGGCGAGGGUGAUGACACCAUCAGUUGGGACGAAGGUUCAGCGGCCUCCGACUCCAACCCCGAAGACGCAUCCACAGUGACGAAUCCAAAUAAGCGGUAUCAAACAAGACGCAAGAAUCUUUCGGGCGGGCAGACCAAGUCAACAAUUACCCAUCCAGAACCAGAGCUCAUCAUGCCUUCCAUGACGACCAGCAUGCCCGUCGCAGACAGGCUGGCCAGGAAGCGUAAACCCGCAGUUUCAUCCAGAGACACUCCGUCGAAACAGCCGCGCGAACCUAUAGCACGAACAUCGUCUGCUCCAAAGUCACCCGAGAAAUCCAUGGCAUCGAAGAUAGCCGACAAAGCGGUCGACGUCCUCGGCCAUACAGCAGAGUGGUCACUCGACAUCAUAGGCCAAACUCUGAAAGCUCUCAAGAAACCCAUAUCAUGGUUACUUGCCGCCUAUGUGUUCGCGGGGAUUUUGAUUCUGGCCCAAAAUCUCCUGACCACGUCCAUCUACACGGCCCUAUCACCCAUCUGUCGUGUGCCUGGAAUCUCCCUUUUACACCUCCCGAUCUGCCAAUACCACUCAGCAAUAACCAACAACGACACACCGACCCUCUCCACUGGCGUCUCUGCACCCGUCGAAUUCGACGCGCUGAUGAAAACACAAUCCCACUUCGAAGAGAUCCUCUCCUCAUCCGCCGCCGACGUCUCGCUCCCUCUUGACAUGAAACGAUCCGAAGCCUCGAUCCGCGAUCUCCGCCAGAUCGUCCGCUACUCAACCCUCUCAUCACGAAACGAACUCGUCCUCGAGUUCGACGGCUUCAUCGAAACAGCUCGCAUGGCAUCGUACGACUUACAGAAAUUCAACUCCCACGUCGGCCGUGGUGUGGACAUCGCGCUGAGUACCGCGCGCUGGACGCAGCGUGUCCUCGACGACAUGGCCACCAAGCAGUCUUCCCGUGGGAUUGUCCCCUCGUGGAUUCAAGACCACCUGCUCGCACCCUUCCAACCCGUCCGCUUCACCGAGUCUCGGCUCCUAGACCAAUACAUUGCACACACGCGCAUCGUUUCCGAAGAGAUCGAGCGUCUCAUCGACGAAGCCCAAGCUUUGUUGCUGGUCCUGCAAAACCUCGAAGACCACCUUGAAGUCAUCCACUCGAUCGCCCUACGCGACAAUGUCGCCGCACAGGCAUCCAAAGACGAAAUCCUUUCGCAUCUCUGGACAGUGCUAGGCGGCAACCGCGCACAGUUAGGGAAGUAUAACCGCCAGCUCGCGCUGCUGAAACAGGUCGGACAAUAUCGCAAAGUGGCAUGGGCGCACGUCUCGGCCAGUGUUCUCAAGUUACAAGCCAUGGGGGCGGAGUUGGAAGAGUUGCGAUCUCGUGUUGAUAGCGCAGAAGUCCUACGCCAUCACAAAGAGGUUCUGCUCAGUGUGCAUCUGGAAAAUAUACGGUUGGGUGUUGAGAGGUUGGAGGAAGGGAGGGAACGGGCAAGACGCUUGGAACAAGGCCAUAUAAGGCGGGUUAUUGAUGGAGCAGAGACGGGAGUGGACGGUGAAGGAUUCAAGGCUCUUUCUAGUUGA
Rhinocladiella mackenziei CBS 650.93 is the source of this 1620-nucleotide messenger RNA. RefSeq lists its product as uncharacterized. The transcript has a single exon. NCBI's taxonomy places the organism in Eukaryota, Fungi, Ascomycota, Eurotiomycetes, Chaetothyriales, Herpotrichiellaceae. The record is from RefSeq and is a predicted model, not a curated record. Bases 1 to 1620 code for a protein of 539 amino acids.